Molecule: messenger RNA, 327 nt
Organism: Necator americanus (New World hookworm)
Lineage: Eukaryota; Metazoa; Nematoda; Chromadorea; Rhabditida; Ancylostomatidae
Exons: 4
Coding region: 1-327 (108 amino acids)
Biological process (GO): DNA-templated transcription
Cellular component (GO): RNA polymerase III complex; RNA polymerase I complex
Molecular function (GO): protein dimerization activity; DNA binding
Source: RefSeq, a predicted model, not a curated record
AUGGAUAAGCCAAAAAUUGAAAUUUUGGAUCCUGAAGGAUUUGCCGAGGAUCCAUCUUGUCUAACAUUAGUCCUUCGCGAGGAAGAUCAUACAAUCGGUAAUUCCCUCAAGCACAUACUUUGCAGAAUGAAAAAUGUCGAAUUUUGUGGAUAUAAUGUGCCUCACCCUCUCGAAGACAAGAUUCUAUUGAGAUUACAAACCAGAAAAGGUGUACAUGCCGGGCCUAUCUUAUUAGAGGCUCUCACUCAUUUAGAAACAAUAUUUGCGAGUAUUCGAGGGAAAUUUGAAAAGAGUUACGAAGAAUUUUCCAUGAAAAGCGAGGCUUAG